Molecule: messenger RNA, 996 nt
Organism: Mycena citricolor
Lineage: Eukaryota; Fungi; Basidiomycota; Agaricomycetes; Agaricales; Mycenaceae
Source: the annotation of a GenBank genome assembly
UUGUCCUAUUCACUUACUUCUCUCGUGGCCCACGCGCACAGACCGCUCUGUCUGCCGUACUGACGCGCCCAGUCACACCGGCUUGACGCCAUCUCCUUCUCUUCAAUGUCUACCGACGAUCGCCAAUGCCGGAUAUGUCUUGCAGGAGCUGAGGAAGAGACAACGAUGGGCCGUAUGAUCCAUCCUUGCCUCUGCAGCGGCUCCAUGAAGUACAUCCACGUCAAAUGUCUCCAUAGGUGGCGAACGACCUCGGCCUCCCAGAGCGCGUUCUUCACCUGCCCACAAUGCAAGUACAACUACAGGUUUUCCCGAACGCGUAUCAUGGGCAUCGCUACCAACCCAGGCGCGUCGAUGUUCAUCGUCGGCUCCAUCUCUGCUCUCUUCUUCACGGUCGUGGUCAUCCUCUCGUCCUUCAUCACCACCUUCUUUAUGUCCUGGUUCGAGCAGCCCUCGGCCUACUCCGGGACCGGAAUCUUCUUCGGCUCCUACUGGUACUACUCGCCAAUCGACAUCCUCCGGGAAAUAAUCGGAGCAGCCCUGCGGAUUCUGCAAGAUGAGAGCGGCAUCGGCUAUGACCUGUUCGAGAGCAGAACAAGCUACACUGCUCCGGAGGCUGGCGAGCCUUCGGGUCCACCAGGAUUAUUCAGGUCUCUUGUUCGGAGAUUUCUUCUCGGUCUCCCGAUCGUCGGCGGUGGCUCACUCGUGCACCUACUACUUUCGAUGCAUCUGCUCAGUCCUCUCCAUAUGCUGGCGCGCUGGCGCUCCAGUCGUAGGAGACGCGAGUCGUCGCGAGACGUUGUUAGUCUCGUCAUCAUCGGCUUGAUCCUGCUGGGUGCUGCAAGGGCACUGAUGCAAGUCUAUCGCUGGACUGAGGCCCUGACAAAAAGACUCCUCUACCGCUUGGAGGAUUCCAUCUUGGAGGUGUAAUUUUGCACACGGGGCGCUAUUUAUCAUGUACAUGUAAUACUCAUAAGCUACAGAAAAAUGCGAGUCUCA